Molecule: messenger RNA, 9423 nt
Organism: Girardinichthys multiradiatus
Lineage: Eukaryota; Metazoa; Chordata; Actinopteri; Cyprinodontiformes; Goodeidae
Gene: fgfr3
Product: fibroblast growth factor receptor 3
Exons: 18
Coding region: 526-2985 (819 amino acids)
Biological process (GO): positive regulation of kinase activity; positive regulation of MAPK cascade; positive regulation of cell population proliferation
Cellular component (GO): signaling receptor complex; membrane
Molecular function (GO): fibroblast growth factor receptor activity; fibroblast growth factor binding; ATP binding
Source: RefSeq, a predicted model, not a curated record
AGACUCACCAGUCGGAGUUGAUUGUUCAUUGGAGACGAAGCGCGCGAGACUCAUCAUCUCUUGAGAGAAGCGGAGGAGCCGCGUUCACCUCUCCUCGUGCGCACUUUCCAGUCUUCCAGUCAGCUGCACGUGCAGGAGGAGAUGAGCGUAUUUUGGACUGUUUGAGCAGAAGCGCGGAGCCGAGCUGGAUGUAUAGGAGGACAAGUUGCUGGCUGUGGCAGCGGCGCAGCGCGAGCACACUUUCAGUAAAGUCGCGAGGAGUGUUUCGGACACGGCUGUGUGGGUGUUUAGAGUCUGCUCUGAGAACGGCAGAAGCUGACAACAGUUCGGUGGAUUUUUCUAAAGUUUCCUGCUGAAUAAAGGUUGUUUUUCUUCUCAUGAAAGCCGGUUUACAUUUGGAACCUGAAGGCUGAGUUUUUGACAAAAUUGAAAUAUUCAGGUUGGAGGCAGGGAGUUGUUGGACCCUUUGUCUUUUUGCGGCGUCUGUGGCCGCUGUUCAGCAGGACGGCAUGCAGAUGGUGGAGGAUGGUGCCUGAGUCGGAGUCGGUCCUUGCUGAUCUGCGUCGGACCUCUCUGUCCAGAGAAAUGACGGCUCUGUGGUGCUCACUCUGGCUUUCCCUCCUGCUGCCUCUCUGUGUCUCGCCGGCCAGACUGCCCACUGCUCAGCCCACAGACUCUGUAUCCAGUGAAACUGCAUUCCUGGAGUACAUUGUUUUGGGCAUGGGGGACAUCCUGGAGAGGUCAUGCAACUCGGUGGACUCCUCAGAGCCAAUUGUCUGGUUCAAAGAUGGCGCUGGACUUGUGUCGGGCAACCGGAUGCGAGUGGGCCACCGGAUGUUACGCAUCAUCAACGUGUCGUACGAGGACUCCGGAGUCUACACGUGCCGACUUGCCCAUACCAACACGCUUCUCAGCAACUACACUAUCAGGGUGACAGAUUCUCUGUCUUCUGGUGAUGAUGAAGACUAUGAUGAAGAUCCUGAAGAUGCAGGUAAUGCAAAUGAAGCUCCUUUCUGGACCAGGCCUGAACGGAUGGAUAAGAAGCUCCUGGCUGUCCCUGCAGCCAACACUGUCAAGUUUCGCUGCGCAGCAAGCGGAAACCCAAUGCCGACCAUCCGCUGGCUCAAGAAUGGCAAGGAGUUCAAGGGCGAGCAGAGAAUGGGAGGCAUCAAGCUGAGACAUCAGCAGUGGAGCUUGGUAAUGGAAAGUGCUGUGCCAUCGGACCGGGGUAACUACACCUGUGUGGUGCAGAACAAGUACGGCACUAUCAGUCACACCUACCAACUGGAUGUUUUAGAGCGUUCACCUCACAGGCCGAUUCUCCAGGCGGGCCUACCAGCCAAUCAGACGGUGGUGGUGGGCAGCGACGUGGAGUUUCACUGUAAAGUUUAUAGCGAUGCCCAGCCGCACAUCCAGUGGCUCAAACACAUUGAGGUGAACGGCAGCCGCUACGGUCCUGACGGCGCUCCCUACGUAAACAUUCUGAAGAGUAAUGUCAGUAAACACACUGUGGCUCACAGUAUACUGAAACUGUCCAACGUGACAGAGAAUGAUGCCGGGAAGUACUGGUGUCGUGCCUCAAACUUUGUAGGCAAGUCGGAAAAAGCUUUCUGGCUUAUGGUACACAAACCAGCAGUGAACUCAGGCAAAGAUGACUACUACGCCGACAUCCUCAUCUACCUGACGGGCUGCGUGCUCUUCGUCUUCGCUGUGGUUAUUGUCUUCCUCUGCCGCAUGAGGAUGACCACGCAGAAGACGCUCCCCACGCCGCCUGUGCAAAAACUGUCAAAGUUUCCCCUAAAGAGACAGCAGGUUUCCUUGGAUUCUAACUCCUCCAUGAACUCAAACACACCUCUGGUCCGGAUUGCUCGGCUGUCAUCCAGCGAUGGGCCCAUGCUGGCCAACGUCUCAGAGCUAGAGCUGCCCUCCGACCCCAAAUGGGAGUUUCCUCGGACAAGGUUAACCCUGGGUAAACCUCUGGGGGAGGGCUGCUUCGGUCAGGUGGUCAUGGCUGAGGCAGUUGGCAUCGACAAGGAGAAGCCCAACAAGCCUCUCACCGUUGCUGUGAAAAUGCUGAAAGAUGAUGCAACAGAUAAAGAUUUGUCAGACUUGGUGUCAGAGAUGGAAAUGAUGAAGAUGAUAGGCAAACACAAAAACAUCAUCAACCUACUGGGAGCAUGCACGCAGGAUGGUCCUCUGUACGUCUUGGUGGAGUAUGCUUCAAAAGGGAACCUGAGGGAGUACCUCAGGGCACGGCGUCCUCCAGGCAUGGAUUACUCCUUUGACACCUGCAAAAUCCCUGACGAGCAGCUCACAUUUAAAGACCUGGUGUCCUGUGCCUAUCAGGUCGCCCGAGGCAUGGAGUAUCUGGCCUCACAAAAGUGUAUCCACAGAGAUCUGGCAGCCAGAAACGUUCUUGUGACGGAAGACAAUGUCAUGAAAAUUGCCGACUUCGGUCUCGCUAGAGACGUGCACAACAUAGACUACUACAAAAAGACCACAAAUGGUCGUCUGCCCGUGAAAUGGAUGGCUCCAGAGGCCUUGUUCGACCGGGUCUACACGCACCAGAGCGAUGUGUGGUCUUAUGGAGUUUUGUUAUGGGAGAUAUUCACCCUGGGAGGUUCACCGUAUCCAGGAAUCCCAGUGGAGGAACUCUUCAAACUGUUGAAAGAAGGACAUCGGAUGGACAAACCCGCCAACUGCACGCAUGAACUGUACAUGAUCAUGAGGGAGUGCUGGCAUGCGGUCCCGUCUCAGAGGCCGACGUUCAGACAGCUGGUAGAAGAUCUGGACCGGAUUUUAUCAAUGACCUCCACAGAUGAGUACCUGGACCUGUCGGUGCCUUUCGAGCAGUACUCUCCAACCUGUCAGGACUCCAACAGCACCUGCUCCUCUGGAGACGACUCAGUGUUCGCCCACGACCCGCUGCCUGAUGAGCCCUGUCUUCACAAACAGCUUCCCAGCAACGGGGUGAUAAGGACAUAAAACCUGAACUUAGGGAGGUCAGGUCUGGACCUCCCCUCACAGUUUGUGACAAAUAAUCACCUCUCAGCGACUCAAGAUUCCUCAAGAUAUGGAAAUAAAGACUUCAUGCAAUACUUCUUCAGCUCUUCAGCUCGUCUUAAACUCUUGGUUUGGCAUUCUCUUUAUGCUUUUCUUCUCCAAUUCCAAGAGACACUUUCGACAUUGAAGGAUUUUUUUUUUUUUGCUGUUGAACCAUGUUUGCGUUCUUUUCAGGAAUGAAAUUAUAUUUUUAUACUCUGGCCAGUCUUUUGCUACAAACGGUUUUGUGGUGAAACCAUUCCGUGCCUACUUGGAUUAAACCUCCUGGGACUGAAUUCAGAAAUAUUACAGAACAUGAAGGGCAUUUUAAAAGUGACCAGUUAGUGGUGCAGGAGGACGUUUGAUUUUUAUCCUCUAAUCUACACAGAGCUCACAGGUCACAACAAACUGCCCUAUUUUAAAAUAUAACUGUAAGAUGUUGCAGAGAAGUGGCAAAACCAGAAUCAACUCAGAGAAGGAACUCCUGCUGAAUACGUUUUCACUGAAGACUUCCAGCCACAGAGUGGAUUUUAUCAGUGUUUUCUUUCCACAUUUUUGCAUCCUAAGAACAGUUUUGUAACAGAAUUCCUCAUGACUUGAGGCAAACUUUCAGGGCCUUUCAGUGAUCAAAUCAGUGGUGUUUGGAGGACUUUUUUUCUAUAUCUAGAAAGAUUUAUUGUAAAUAUAUAAAUGCAAAUAUGUAUCAUAUCGCUGCCACAGCCGUGUACUUAAAAGAUAAAAAAAAAUACAUUUACAUUUUUUUUGUUUGAGGAUGGAAGACACUGUCUGAGCGUUAAAAACAUUGAAUCAUUUAGGGUGUUGCAGAAAAGUUUUAUUUGAAUAAUUAACAUGUAUAUUUGUAAGGUAUUUAUAGACUUAAUAUGUGGUUUUUAAGUUUGAAAGGUCUAGUUUAGAAUUUUUAGUACUGUACACAAAGAUUUUUAUUUCAACUUUUUGUAACUUAUUUUACAACAGAAUGAGAUGUUUUUGUCACAAACUGGCUGACUUUUUUUGUUGGUUUGUUUACAGUUUGAAACAGAAAAAUACGAAUGUAUGACAGAAGAUGAUGUUGGUGAGAGCGAUAGUGUGACAGCCAGGACUUGUGAAUCCAAAGCUCCGACUUAAGGCGCUGGAGGUUUCCAUUGAGUUCUAGUUCUGGUUUCAAAUGUUGCCAUUUGCACCAUGAAAGGAAUGAUUAUCUCUUGCUGGGCAAGAAAUAGCAGCGCAUCACAGAGACGUUUCAUAUAUACAGUCAUGGUGAAAAUAAAGGACACAGUUUUAACAUAUAAAGCAGAUUUCGAAAGAACUUAAAUCUAACCUUACAAAAGAGACACACCAGAGAUUCCAUCUUGUUGUUAUUUAUUAAAUAAAGACUUUGCAUGAAUUCUCGGUUUCAUGAAAAAUUAGGUACACCCCAAAAAUCCAACAUACGUACAAACUGUUAAAACGUUUACUUUUAUUUAAAGGAGGCCUACUUUCUUUUUACUCUGACUGUAUUUAUGCUCUGAAUACCAACAACAAGAUAUCAAUCACAAAGCCUUCAGAGAACCUCAGUCUCUUAUUAAAUGACAAAGAAAUUAGAGAUGCACCGAUCAGAAUGUUUUGGGUCAAUUUUCAAUCCUGUUUUUUUUUUUGACAUAGUUCUGAGCUGCCAGUCCAAAUUUUAGCCAAAUCCCAAUUUAAGAGCUAUAACAUAAGGAGAUGUCUAAAAACAGCAUUUAGCUUCUCAUGCUGUGUGGUCAUCUAUUUUAUUAUGGGGCAGAGGCGACUUCACAUCGUGUGUGUGAGAGCGCAGUCACAUGUAGACAUCUAAAGUGGGUUUUUAGUGCUUUUAAUACAAGUCUAAACAUAGACCUGGUUUAGCUCAGAUGAUUGAAAAGCAUUAAAAUAGAAGUAAAAAGUGGAGUGAGAUUAAAACUGGGACUUUUCAGUAACUGAUAAAUCUUUUACCAGAUGGGCUACACUUUAUAAAGUGUUUAAUUAUGCUUGAAAAUUAUGAUUUAUGCUGAAUAACUGAAACUUUUCUGAGAACAAGCUGAACAUUGUAUCGGCUGAUAUCAAGAAAGCAUCUUGUUGUCAGUGCACAGUUCCAAUGGUUAAUUAUUAACAUUUAUUAUUAAAAAUCGCAAUUCUCUCGAUGUCCUGUUCAAGCUCUCAGAUAAACAAAGAUAGUGUUUUUCUCCAUAUUGAUGGUAUAAGUUUAAAAGUGAUGGAUGAAGGGCAUUAUACUGAAUCAAAAGAAGCGAUUUUUGAGUUUAUAUUUGAUAUUUUUAUUUAUUUUUGAAUGAUUUACAUGAUUUUUAUGGUUCUUACAAAUGCUUAUGCGGAAUAGGUAAAUAUUCCACAUAAAUGUCUAAACUCAUACUACAUUUAGAUCAGCCAGUUUUCAUUUUAAUGAAGACAAAACACCUCCCUUUAAAUCUAAAUCAGCGUCAUAUAUAUGUAUUUUUAUUGGUUUAUGUCUAAAUGAGUACAGGUAUACCGCUCAGUGAACAGUUUCCUUUUAAAUAGCCUACGUUGAGUGCCUCUCUCUUUGAGUGUCUCUUGGUGUUGGCAGGUCACAAACUUUAGAGAUUUCUGUAUUUCUUGAAAAAGUCCAAAUUUUUACAUUUCUGCCUGGCCGGUCACCCGUAAGGUCAGACGAUUCUGGUCACCAGACGAUCGGUGCAUCUCUAAAAAAAAAAAAAGAAUAAUUUUUACCUUUUUGGGCUGUGCUGUUUGCUAAACACUUCAGCACCUUUUCGCAUCACUUCUGGCCACAGUGCUUCUCUUUUCCUUCAGGUUAGACUUGUCUGUUGAGAUUUUAUGUAGUUCAUUAAAAUAUUUAAAUAAAAUUACUAAAAUAGGCUCCUGCAGGCUUUGUAGCAACAGUCAGAAAAUAGUUUAUUUUAAGUUUUGGAUUCAGUGCAGUCCACCUUUAAACCCAGUUAGGUAUAGUCAGAUCCCUUAAAUAGUUGACAGUAGCUGACGAUUACACAAAGAAUGCAUCCAAGUUACAGUGAGAGAAAAAACUGUUUUAAUUAAAGAGGUGCCUCAUAUGGUUUUAAUAACAGAACAUUCAACGAUCACAAAGUUGAUGCUGCUAAACACUCAUUUUAAUACUCACUGGUAAAUGCCUAAGGGGUAAAUAUAAAACUAUCAUGUUAUUUUCUCUUCAUGAAACAAAAAAAGAAAAAGUAAACUACCUAUUUUAUUUCCUCUCUAUAGAGUUAUUACUGAAAGAAAUGAAGGCAUGUUGUGUGACUCAGACCACACAGCAAAAAAAUCAAAUAUAUGUAUAUCUAUCUAUAUGACAGGAUUUGAAGUCUUUAGUUUCUUUUUCGAUUGUGUUGAAAAAGGUGCCAAAUUAGUCUUAACUUCAACCGAUCUCUGAACUAAAUGCUGCACUGGGGAAUGGAGGUGGCUAGAAGAUGGAAGGUUUACAAAAUAAGUAUCCUAGUAUUUGAGGGGAUUUUUCUAACAGACCCCUCAUAAAAGAGCAUUCAGUCUGAAAUGUUUGCAGAGUCACAAAAGGGAAAGGCCUUUUGCAGGGUAUUGAAGGGUUCACAGAUUUACUCGCUGCUAAAUGGAAAUGGUGGGAACAUGUUACUGUGCAAUGAGAAAUGAGCUGGAAGGUUUUUGCCAGUACUUGCUUAAAUCAUUUUUGUAUUUGAAAGACUUAAUAAACUUAGUAAACUCGCAAUUAAAAUAACAGAUUAUUUUGCUAUUGGCAUCAAAUUCCGUCAAAGAGAAAAAAAGCCCACAGUGAAGCAAAAUCUCUCAGAAAGCUUUUAUUGGAGAUGUCAUUUGUGUUCUUAUUACAAUUGUGCCUAAAUUAAAUAAAUCAAAAAAGGGGAUUGAUCACAUUAUGAAUGUAUAAAUGCAUUAGAAAAAAUUCAAAUGUAGAUUUUAAAUAAUGGAUUCUAGGGCUAAUUGGUCUAGUUUGUUCACUAAUGUUAUUAAUAUUAAAGAGCCAAACAGACAAAAACGCACUUCUGUAAAGAACCAAUGGAUAUAAUGAAAAAGAUGGUGUUUUGUUCUUAUUUAUUCUUCCAUGUUGGGUAAAAACUUUCCCUAUGGUGAGAGUAUUUUAUUCAGAGCUGUUUGCUUUUCAGUAUUUUUAUUAAGAGCCAGAAGAAAAGAAUUGUAAGGUUGGAAUUUUGUUAGAUACUUAAAAAGUUUUCCUUCUGGUUUAGGUUCUUUUCUGUUUUGCUAUUUUAUCUUUAAAUGCCCUCCUUCUCUUUGUCAGAUAUCUUUUAAAAUAAAUUUAUUAGUUUUCUGUUUUAGCAGCAAAUUUGAAGACUUGUUUCACUCUGUUUUUAUGGUUUUGUUUUUAUUAUUUUUCUUAUGGAAAUGCAUUGAAAUAGCUUACUAACACUAGAACUGACUCCAAGUACAUAGUUUUAUUUAUGCAGCAGGAUUGGAAAUAAAUGCAUUUCAUUAAACAUCAAAGGUACUUUUUGUGACUUACAUUGUUUUCUCUAUUAAAGUGAGAUUAAAAUAAUAUUUCUGUCUGUUUGGUAAAGUUCUUAUGAUAUCUUAAAUUAUUCAUUUUGCUCCCCCUUUGAAUGUCAUAAAGAAGAGUGAAAAAGAUUCUGGGAAGGUUGGUCAACUAAAUAAUGAAAUACAAUACAUUUUUGCAAGCCACACACAUUAAAAUACGGUUUAGUUGUUAUAAAUCGGCUAUGCAAAAUGGAACUUUGGGUCUUACUGCAGGUGCAUAAUCACAGACAGAAGACCAACAACAGGUAUGGGGAGUUGAGCUUCAACAGGGACUUCAGAUAUCAACCACUUAGAAAAUGCUGUGAUCAGGAACCCUGAGAUUGGAUCAGGACUUGCCUAAUUUUUAAACAAAGCUGUCAAUAGCUGUAAAUAACCAAUUUUGUGCCAUGUGUUUGAAGAGGGGUUCUGUUAAGAGGUUGCUAGUAGUAAAUACCUUGGGUGCAGUUAUUAACUCUGUUGAUGUCUACUUUCAUGAAACACAGAAUAGGGCUAAGACAUUGGCAAACUACUGUCCAAACAUAUUAGAAUAAUUCCAGUCUAAAAAAAAAUCAUGCACAUAGUUUUAUAAACCAAAAGUACAAAUUGAAAAUUCUGGUAGAUAAUUUCCAUCCUUUUCCAAACCAGUAUUCAGAUGGUGUUGGAUGUGGGAUGUUCGAUUAGCAGGUCAAAUACUGAAAUAUCUUAUUUCUCCAUGCUGUUUUCCCUGUCCAUUAAAGGCAUCACACCUAAGAACUCCUACCAUGUUUGGUCUCUAAAUGUAUCAGACAACAACAUGUACCAUGAUAUACUUUGACUUUAACAAAAAUAUGAAAAAGGUUAAAGAUAAAUAUUUUUUGAUGUACAAAUAGUAAUAAUCUUCCUUAAUUUUCUUUAGAAUUUAAAAGUUUUACCUGUAUCAAACAGCCUGUAGCAAUUUUUUUGUGGCACUAGUGGCCUUUAUUUUGUAAGUUGACCGGCAGGAAAUGGGAUGGAGAGAGAGGGGAAGACAUGCAGCAAAGGUCAACAGGCUGGGACUUGAACCUGUGAUGGACUGUAGCCUCCAUACAUUGGUCAUGCAUUUUACUCCUGUGCCACCACAACACCCCCUUUUUCUCCCAAAAAACAGAAUCACAAAAUUGGGUCUCAAGGAAACCGGAACUUGCACCAAUCAAGCCAGGAAAAGCUUGAUUGGUGCAUCUCUAUUUUGAAAACUUGACAUUUUGAAGCUUGGACUAAAGGUUUUGUCUUGGUGAUGCUCUGAAAAACGUUAACUGGAACAGGGCUCAAUACAAUAAAUACAGGCGUGAAUUGACCUUAAUUGACAUCUGUGGUCUCUAUUCUGAAUGACUUCUUCAUUCUGCUGUGUUCAGCCACAUGAUAAUCAGGGAGGAUGUGACUAGAGGAUGAAAAUGUGUACACACAUUCUUUAAGUUUUGUUUUCAACUGUUAAUCUUGGUCUUCACAUCUCUUCAUCUGUUGUAUCCACUUGACGAAACGUGGAUUGAUCUGUAGUUUGAAAUAUUCGUGAUGAUGCUGAUGUACAUGAGCUGAUAUUCAUGUAGCUUUGUGAGCUGUUAUGUCAUUUUCAUUCUGUUUCUUUUGUCACAUUUCAUUUUGGUUUUUGUUAUCUUCUUUGCACCCACAAUUUAUUUCUCUCUGCUUGUAUUCAGAUUUCUAACAUGGAAAGCUGGAACUAACUGUUAUUUGAUUAUUUUGUCUGUAUUCACAGCUUAUUUGCUACAGUCUUCAGGUUUUUUAUGACGAUGCAACCCCCACACCACUCUGGGCAGACAUUUCCCCACGUGGGAGAAAAAACCUAAAAAGAACUAUUUCACAACAUGUCUCAGUCUCCCUGUUUUUUUCUGUCACUAACAAACUAUGCUGUCAAACUCUUUUAUGAAUAAACACAUUAUAACAGAA